This is a messenger RNA of Phymastichus coffea, 2589 nucleotides long. RefSeq names its product BTB/POZ domain-containing protein KCTD3. Lineage: Eukaryota; Metazoa; Arthropoda; Insecta; Hymenoptera; Eulophidae. The record is from RefSeq and is a predicted model, not a curated record. Bases 192 to 2279 code for a protein of 695 amino acids. Gene Ontology annotation, molecular function: protein binding. Gene Ontology annotation, biological process: protein homooligomerization. The transcript has 11 exons.
GUUGCCCUGCUGUGUGUGACACAAACGACGACGCAACAUGUCGUCUUACGGAAUCUCCGUUUGCCUUUUGGUUCCGAGUGCAAUGAUUAUCCAUCACUUGCCGCAGCGAUGAGGUUUUCCGCCGAUUACAUUCAUCGAGAAUCAUCCAUAAAUUUGUAGAUACUUGACUUGCGGCUAAUAGUCUGCGAGCUAUGGCUAUUUCACACGCUCUUGGUAUGGGCGAAAUCAUACAUUUAAAUGUUGGUGGAACAAGGUUUUCCACAUCACGGCAAACAUUGUCAUGGAUUCCCGACUCCUUUUUCACUGCGCUGCUGAGCAAUCGUAUCGCCAGCAGACGAGAUGACAGCGGAGCAUUGUUUAUUGACAGAGAUCCAAAGAUUUUCUCUGUGAUUCUCAAUUAUUUGAGAACCAAAGAUAUCGACUUGAAAGAUGUAAAUAUUCGUACUUUAAGGCACGAGGCAGAGUAUUAUGGAAUAACUCCUUUAGUAAAAAGACUGAUGUUGUGUGAAGAUUUGUCUCAGUCUUCAUGCGGAGAUGUAUUAUUUUAUGGCUAUUUACCUCCUCCUAAUAUUCCUUUGCAAGAACCAACUAGUGUUUCUGCAACUAUAAGUGAUGUGUCUGUUCAUGGCAGACCAUCUAAUUCUACCUCGACACCUCCUCCUAGAACUGAAACACCUUCAACAACACAGGCAGUUUCGAAUUCAAACAAUUCUGCUACAAAUUCAAUCAAUUAUCGUGUAACACAAAGAACUCAUCCUCAUUCUCGUACAUCAUCCCUUGAUCUAAGACAUGUUAGAAAUAGUUCAGCAGAUUUAAAUAAGCUAUUUAAAAAUGAUAUAGGACUAGUGUUUGGUCCUCAAACCGUUUCAGGAUGGGCUGAUCCAUUACGAGUUCAAAUAAUAAAAGCACAUCAUAACUGGAUAGCAAUAGCUUAUGCACACUUCAUAACUUGUUAUAGAUUAAAAGACUCGUCUGGAUGGCAACAUGUAUUUACAAGUCCACAUGUUGAGUCAGUUAUAGAACGAGUAGCGAUAAAUGCCAAAAUGGGAAUGGGUUCCGAAGGCAAAAUGGUGGCUAUUUCUUAUGGUAGCCAAGUGAGAUUGUGGUGUGUGACUGAAGAUGGAAUAAAGACAAACAUUGGUACAUUCAAUUUAAAUGUCCGUGUAGAAUAUUUAUUUUUUAUUGGAAGCCAAUUAGUCGCUUUGUCACCCACUGGUAAAAUUGGAGUUUGGCAUGCAAUGACUCAUCACUGGCAAAUACAGGAUGUAGUACCAAUUUCAUCUUUUGACACUGCAGGAUCUUUCCUUUUACUUGGAUGCAACAACGGAUCUAUCAAUUAUAUUGAUAUGCAGAAAUUUCCACUCAGGAUGAAAGAUAAUGACUUGCUAGUUACACAACUCUAUCGAGAUCCUAGUCAAGAUCCUAUAACGGCGAUAUCGGUUUACUUAACACCGAAAACAACACAAGGUUUGAGUGGAAAUUGGAUCGAAAUAGCUUAUGGUACAAGAUCAGGAAGCGUUAGGGUGAUCGUUCAGCAUCCGGAAACUGUGGGACAUGGACCUCAACUCUUUCAAACGUUCACCGUACAUCAAAGCAGUGUAACUAAGGUGACGCUUUCGGAGAAAUAUCUGGUUUCGGUGUGCUCAGAAUACAAUCACGUAAGAACGUGGGCUGUAACUCGUUUCCGUGGCAUGAUAUCGACGCAACCAGGCUCAACGCCCGAAGCCAGUUUCAAAAUAGUUUCUCUGGACGCUCUUGAACCAUGCAUCAGUUACAAUGCCGGAAAUGAUUUUGGUCCGUUUGGCGAACAAGAUGACGAGCAAGUAUUUGUACAAAAAGUAGUACCCGAAACUGACCAAUUAUUCGUGAGAUUGGCAUCAAACGGUAAACGUGUUUGCGUGAUACAGUCUAUUGACGGCAGCGUUAUCACUUCGUUUUGCGUACACGAGUGCGAAGGUUCCAGUCGUAUGGGCUCCAGACCACGGCGUUUCAUAUUUACCGGCCACUCCAAUGGGGCAAUACAAAUGUGGGAUUUGACGACUGCACUCGAUCCAGCUAUUAAUUCUUCUCCGGCUAAAGAAUUUCCCGGUGGUCCGACACCCGAAGAACUAUGGAAGCUGCUAGAUCAGUGUGAUCUAAGCAACAGUCAUUGUUCAACGCCGUGCAUUAGUCCGUCCCCCUCACUGAUUGCCUCAGGACCGAGGAUCAAAGCAAGUAACGUCUUAUUUCUAAAUCAGUCGCAAAAUGUCGCCUCGUCGACAAACGCCAAUCAAUCUUAAUUUAUUUAAGUCGUAUCCUGUCAAUCACAGCAUUUGCAUUUAUUUGACUUAUAUAAAUCAUGUGUACAUAGGAACAUAUAUAUUCGUACGUGAUUCGUCGAUUUUCAUACAUCAACGCAUCUCUGUCAUUUUACAACUUGAAGUUUAUAGUUGACUAUUUUUCAAGGUAUUUCCAGUAUUAAAAAAUUGUCAAUUGUUAUGUUUGAGCAGGCUUUGAGCUUUAUAAUUGUAUCACUGUUACAACGAUAAGUUUUACUGUGAUCUAUAAAUGAAUAAUGCCGUUGGUUUUGUCCAACAUUUUAGUAAGUCU